AUGACGAUUGAACUUUCGCAAUUGGUCAAUCCUCCUGUGGUGUCCAAACCAGUGGCCGAGGAUAUCCCCCCAAAAUACAUCUAUGGCACUCUCAAUCCAUACCCAGAAGCAUUGAAGGUUGAUAGCUUGAAUGAAUUGGCCAGCAACUGGAUAGAAAAGUUUUCCGAGAAUCUCGACUUUUUUAAUGAAAAAGCUGAUAAAUCCGAAGCAAAAAAGUCUCUUCAAACUCUCGUAGCUUCUCAUGCUUCUUGGAAAGACCAUUUAGCGCUUUCGUGGGACUUUCGCCAAUUCCAUGGAAUCGAUAAGAUCAGAGAAGCUCUUGAGAAGCAAGCACAAGAGUUCAAAAUCAAAAAUCUCAAACUAAGAGACGAUGCUCCAGUCAAAGUGGUGACCAUCCAUGAAGGUGAUCCUCCUAUAGAAUGGUUGCAAGUGCUUUUCACCUUCGAGAACGAAUACGGUGUAGGCUCAGGUGCAGUGAGACUAGUAUCGACCAAAGAUGAAAAUGACCAACUUAGCUUGAAGGCAUUGUCGAUUUUCACGACUCUUGAGAACAUUAAUGGUCAUGAAGAAGCAAUCGGUGCUCGUAGAUCAAGAGGUCUCAAUGUGGGGAUCUUCAACGAAAGAAAGCUUUGGGCCGAUGAACGGAAAAGUCAACUAGAAUACGGCAAAUCGAAACAACCAACUGUGCUCAUUGUAGGAGGAGGCCAGGGAGGUUUAACUGUAGCAGCCAGGUUGAAAGUUAUGGGAAUCGAUGCUCUUAUUGUAGAGAAGAACGAGAAAAUCGGUGACAACUGGAGAAACAGAUACGACUUUCUUGUCUUGCACGAUCCAGUUUGGUCUAAACACUUUCCAUAUCACAAAUAUCCAGAAAGUUGGCCCGAAUUCUCGCCCAAGGAUAAGUUGGGUGACUGGUUUGAAGCAUAUGCAAAGAACUUGGAAUUGAACUACUGGACAAAUAAGGAAGUCAAAAACAGUACAUUCAACGAAGAGACUGGUACCUGGAAAGUAGACAUUGUAGAUAGAAGUACGGGUAACGUGGUUGCAUUGGAACCAAGUCAUAUUGUUUUAGCCACGGGACAUUCUGGAAAACCAAAGAUUCCUGACUUCAAGGAUUUCAACUUGUUUCAGGGAACAGUCGUCCAUGCUGCUGACUACAAGAAUGCUGGCCAAAUUGAAGGAAAAGACGUAGUGGUUAUUGGAGGAUGUAAUUCAGCCAUAGACGUAGCCCAUGAUCUCUACGAGCAGAAGGUUAAGUCCACAAUUAUCCAGAGAUCGUCUACCUUGGUCAUUUCCUUGGAAAAAGGUGUCCGGACUACCAACGAAGGGUUGUAUGAUGAAAACGGACCUCCAGUAGAAGAUGCUGAUCUAAUCUUGCAUUCCCAGCCUAUCCAUUUGUUGAAUCUUCUUCUGCAGCAGCAGUUUAGAAGAAUUACGUCCUUGGAGCCUGAACUCAACGAGUCGCUUGAGAAAGCAGGGUUUAAAACUGACGCAGGUUAUGGAGCUACUGGUUUAUACGGUAAAUAUAUCCGUAGGGGCGGAGGUUUCUAUAUAGACGUAGGGGCAUGCAAGUUAAUUUCUGACGGAGAAAUUGGCUUGAAACAAGGUGUAGAAAUAGAAAGGUUCACCAAAGACAGUUUGGUGUUGACAGAUGGAUCUGAGAUAGCUGCCUCUACUGUCAUUUUGGCUACAGGAUAUGCAGACAUGAGAAACACCGCUUCAGAGAUCGUCGAUGAGAAGUCCAAUUCCAAAUUAAACUCCGUAUGGAACUUGGAUGAAGAAGGAGAAGUAAAAACCAUCUGGAGAGAUUCCGGACAUCCAAACUUUUGGUUCAUGGGAGGCAAUUUCCUUUUGGCUAGAUACUUUUCAAAGAGGUUGGCAUUAAAAAUCAUUGCAAGAAUAGAAGAAUUAGAUAAAAGCACAUAG
Molecule: messenger RNA, 1923 nt
Organism: Scheffersomyces stipitis CBS 6054
Lineage: Eukaryota; Fungi; Ascomycota; Pichiomycetes; Serinales; Debaryomycetaceae
Gene: FMO4
Product: flavin-containing monooxygenase
Exons: 1
Coding region: 1-1923 (640 amino acids)
Molecular function (GO): monooxygenase activity; flavin adenine dinucleotide binding
Source: RefSeq, a predicted model, not a curated record